Zalophus californianus (California sea lion) is the source of this 6576-nucleotide messenger RNA. It is a transcript of the gene SLC39A3, whose product is annotated as solute carrier family 39 member 3. The record is from RefSeq and is a predicted model, not a curated record. Gene Ontology annotation, molecular function: zinc ion transmembrane transporter activity. Gene Ontology annotation, biological process: zinc ion transmembrane transport. Gene Ontology annotation, cellular component: plasma membrane. Lineage: Eukaryota; Metazoa; Chordata; Mammalia; Carnivora; Otariidae. Bases 650 to 1747 code for a protein of 365 amino acids. The transcript has 3 exons.
AAAUGAUUCCAGAACCUAAUGCCAGCGAAGGGGGCGGGAGAGGCCUCUCCAGCUGGUGGCAUCUGCGCGGAGACCUGAAGACCUCACUCAAGUGGGGCGUGGGCAGUGAGGACAGGGAGAGUAGGGGGGGAAACACGGGACAGAGGAGCAGCCAAGGGCCCUCCCACUAACCGUGGCGUUUCCAGGGUGAAAUCUGCUUCACUUGGGCUCACUGAGGUCCACAUGCUUUAGCUCACCUGUUGGUUUGCAGUGGUUACUGAGCCUCCAGGCCUCGUGGUGGGCAGAGGUCAGCCGGGGAGGCCCUUCCAAGGGAACCCGAAGGCAGUGACCCUAAAAGACAAGACCUCAUCGGGAGGUUGGGGGAAAGACGUAUUCCAGGCCCAGAAAACAACCAGUGCAAAGGCCCUGAGGCAGGAACGGGCUGGGCAUACUCAAGGACCACAGAGGCCCAUGUGGGAUGAGGCGAAGCAGAGGCCGAUGGUGCGGAGCCUUCUAUACAGGGUGUGGUGCUGGGUUUUAUGGAAGGGCAGUGGGAGACCAGUGGAGCAGCACCACCCAGUAGAACAUCCUGCAGCGAUGGAAAGGUCCUCUGUCUGUGCCGUCCAGUGCGGUCACUACUGCACCUGUGCAGCUGCUGAGCAUUUGAAAUAUGCUGACGUGGUUGCCCCUGGUGUUCACAGUGGCUGGACGGAGGCAUGAGCCCCCGGCUACGUGGUUGGGCCCGGUAGCACGCCGUGGGACAGGAGUGUGCCCCCACACAUGGUUUGGCCCUGCAGCGACCAGAACAGCCCGGGCCGCCACCAUGAUGAAGCUGCUGGUGGCCAAAAUCCUUUGUAUGGUGGGCGUGUUCUUCUUCAUGCUGCUUGGCUCCCUGCUCCCCGUGAAGAUCAUCGAGACGGAUUUUGAGAAAGCCCAUCGCUCCAAAAAGAUCCUCUCACUCUGCAACACCUUUGGAGGUGGGGUCUUUCUGGCCACGUGCUUCAACGCUCUCCUGCCGGCUGUGAGGGAGAAGCUCCAGAAAGUUCUGAGCCUCGGGCACAUCAGCACCGACUACCCACUGGCCGAGACCAUCGUGAUGCUGGGCUUCUUCAUGACCGUCUUCCUGGAGCAGCUCAUCUUGACCUUCCGCAAGGAGAAGCCAUCGUUCAUCGACCUGGAGACCUUCAACGCUGGCUCGGACGCCGGCAGUGACUCGGAGUAUGAGAGCCCCUUCAUGGGGGGUGCGCGGGGCCACACGCUCUAUUCGGAGCCCCACCCCCACACACAUGGGCUGAGCGUCCAAGAGCUGUCGCACUCCAGCCCGCUGCGGCUCCUCAGCCUGGUAUUUGCCCUGUCGGCGCACUCCAUCUUCGAGGGCCUGGCCCUGGGCCUGCAGGAGGACGGAGAGAAGGUAGUGAGCCUGUUCGUGGGGGUGGCCAUCCACGAGACGCUGGUGGCCGUGGCCCUGGGCAUCAGCAUGGCCAGGAGUGCCAUGGCCCUGAGGGACGCGGCCAAGCUGGCCGUCACUGUCAGCGCCAUGAUCCCCCUGGGCAUCAGCAUCGGCCUGGGCAUCGAGAGUGCCCAGGGGGUGCCCAGCAGCGUGGCCUCGGUGCUGCUGCAGGGCCUGGCAGGCGGCACGUUCCUCUUUGUCACCUUCUUUGAGAUCCUAGCGAAGGAGCUGGAGGAGAAGAGCGACCGUCUGCUCAAAGUCCUCUUUCUGGUGCUGGGUUAUGCCGUCCUGGCCGGCAUGGUCUUCCUCAAGUGGUGAACUUGCCCAUCACCCGCCCGCCGGAUACAGGCGGUCCCCCCCCCCUCCCAAGCAGGGGAGCUCAGGCCCCGGGCUGCCAUCUGUGCACAGAGGGGCCGCGCCCCAGAUCCAACACCCUGAGCCUGGGGCACAGCAACUGCUUUUAAAAAUACUUCUCUUAAAGUUAUUUACCAAAGCUGUGUGGCCAUGUCAUCCUCUGGCAUUGGGAUCUGAUGACUCACACAGGAGGUGGGGCCGGGCAGCCGCAUGGGGUUGGGCUGGGACCCUCCCCCCCCCCACUCCUGCCUGCAGACAGGACAAGACCGUGGCUUCUCCGAGCCACUGAGCCCAUCUGGAGGCCUGAGACUUGUGUCCUCUGUUCCCAGCUGGCUCUGUCGCAUGGAGCGUCCAUCCGGCGGUCACACAGGGAAGCUCUGACUCCUGCCACCUGAGGCAGUGCCUCGAGGGGGACGGGCGGGGUGCCAGGUACCUCAGCACUUCCCUCUUCUCUGCCUUCUGCUGUGCCCCCCCCGCCCCCCGCUGCCAUACACUUGGUGGACCCGAGAGAUGCAGAGAUGCGCAGCAGGGCUAGGGGCCGGCUGGGCCGUUGGUUCUCAGUCCCCGGGGCUGUGGGGCCGGGGACACACACUGAAUCACCCCCUGCAGACGCAGAUGAAGCCAGAAGCUGCCUCAGGGUGCGGGAGCUCAGGGCGCGUGUGGGGCUGGCACCAACCCUGGGCACCGGCUCCCUGGCAACCUUCUGUUCAGCUCGCCUGUUGUCUCAGCAACCCCGACGCGGGCCUCCGGGGAUAGGAGCCUGGGCCGAAAGCCUUGCCUGGGGGAUCUUGCCAUCAGAGGUGCUCCGGGGGGAGUGCGGGCCGGUGCGCUGGGCUGGGCUCGGCUCUCACAGCCUCAGCGCGAGGGCCCAGGUGCCUGCCUUCCCAGCACCCUGGUCCCCUUCCUCUGCCUCACUCCUGGCCUGCAGGGCCUCCCGAGCACAGGCGCCUUCUGCCCCGGGGCCCUGGGCUUGGUGGGGCCCCUUCCCCAACUCCAGCCUCGUGGGCGCCCCGGGGGCUGGCCUGCUGCCACCACUCAGCCCCUCCUAGCACAAGGUGACAACCUUUGCCACCACCCCAGCCUCCUUCAGUUUUGUUACAAGAGGCGGGGGGAUCAGGGAUGUGUGUCCGAGAGCCUCAGCUUCUGCUCUGCCUGCCCCUACCCUGUUGCUGCAGAACGGUCAGGCCUGUUGCUAGAAGCUUCUGUCUGACUUGUCCCGGAGACCCAUCUCCAAACCGCACGUGGCCUGCCCCUGCCCUGUGCUGGGAAAGUGACCCCCAGGGUGUGGGGACAUCAUCCUUUCCAUUGUGUCCUGGGUUGUCAGCCUCGGCCUGCCCCCCGCUUCACUCCACUCAGGAACUGGAAGUUUCCACCCACUUGGCCUUUUCCCUGAGUGGGCGGGUCAUUGCGGAGCCACCAGGUUCUGUAGCCUGCCUUCAUCGGGGCUGGGGUCGUCUCUGCUCCAAGGACCCUAGCUCCAUACGCCCUGUCGCUGCCAAAAGCACACACACCACAGGGUCCCUACCCUCCUACCAGCCAUCAGCUGACUGCCCCCCUGCCCCCACUGAUGUUUCCAAGGCCAUGUCCCCCUCACUGUGAGCACACUUCCUGACCAGUAGGCCCAGGAAGGGCACCACCACACCAGCAAGGAGCCUUUGGUCAUGGAAAGGCCCAAGGGCCCCUCUGCCAGCCCCUCAGCCAGACGUCACCACUUCCCGAGUCCCCAGCGUCCUCAGAUUCUCUCCAUCUGCUGGGCUGUGGCCAUUCCCAGCUGACCUGCUCUCCCUAGGGCCCCACCAGCCCCAGCAAGCUGCUUCCAGGCCCCCUGAGGAUGCUGGGACCCCAAGAGGUUUGAGGGAGCUGUGUUGUAGAUGAGGACACCUCCGGCCACCCCUUUUGUCUUCUGUGCCCAGGGGAGCAAGGGUCAGCCCUGGGACCUGCUUCCACAAGCUGCCGUGGUUGGCCAGCCGUGGGGGUGACGGUGCCUUGGUCUUGGUCUUGGUCAGCUUUCCCCGCACUGGGUGAGGAUCAGACCAUCUCCGCACCGAGGUAGGAAGAGUGGCUGUUUUGCCCUCCGACGGAAGCCCGGAGAAGCGGCAAUCACUCCUGAGGUUUCCUGGGCUCUGGUGGCCAAGUCUGGUCUAGACCAGGGUCUUCUGAGGCCUGCCCGGGGCUCCAUCCCCCACCAGCUCAGACACCGGAGCACUGCCAUGUGGUGACAGCAGCUUUCCUAUGGAUACGACUGGAUCGAUCACCAGUUGGCCCUGGACCAGCCCCUGCAAAAAACUGGACAUCAGCCAUGAAAGGCCAUCUGUGUGCAACUUUGUGAUCCUAAGGAGAUGUCGUGCGGCCUGCUGCCACAGAGAUCCCUGCCUUUUGGGGGGUCUUCUCACUCCGUGGUUCUCAGGGGUGUCCCCCAGGGCACACCAGGCGGUGUCCGAGGACGUCUGUGGUGGUCACACUGGGGUGUCACCGCUCUAAUUCCUAGGAAGUGACAGUGGGUUCCACGCAGAGGACAGUUCGUUCUGAGAUCCCAUGUGCAUGUUGGAAAGAGAGGAGGCGGGCAGAUGCCUGCUGACGGACAGCCCGGCACACUUGGCAAGGGCCGGAGGCACGGCUGCUGCAGCUUGGAUGUGAGGGUGCCCAGAGAGCACACACUGCUGUCUGUUUGACAAAACCAAGCCCUCCGUACAGAACACCAAACACCAACUCUGUCCGUAUGGCCGUGGCUGGGUCAAGGCCACCCCCAGCCACCUGCUCGGCCUAGGCUUGUCCCAGCGCCCAGCAGGAGGGGUCCUGGGUGGGCAGGAGGAGGUGGGGGUGCCCUGGGCUGGGGGCACCAUUCUGAGCUCUGCCAGGAGGAGAAUUACCUCAGACGGGUCUCCCGUCGUCAGCCCUUUUCCUCCACUGGGAGGUCCCUGGGCCAGGCCUCAGCCCUCCAAGGUCUGCUCCGAGUGGGGGCUCAGGGCACAGGCGACAGCUGGAUGGAGUCAACCACAUUCCCCUCCUUGAUCUGGAGACAAAGGGGGAAAUUAAGAGGCCUCGUGGAUUGAAUCAACCUUAAUAACAGUGUGUCGGGGCUUCUGUUGUCUGCUGUUUGUGUCUCUGGUGCAGAAGUUAUUAGCGUCGGGCAGGGAGGCGGUGCGCCGCUUCCCCGCCUGUCUGCGUCUUUCCAGCCCCCAGAGGCAGACAGGGGAGAGGAUGGUGUCUCCCAGCCCACGGUGGCAUCAGACCUGCCCUGGCCACCAACUCUGGACCUGCCAGGGAAAGAGGCACGCAUCCCACCUGCCCCGGCCUGUGCCCACCCUUUGGGGCAAAGCCAGUGAUGGGCCCAUCCCACCUUCUUCCCCGCAGAGCCUCCUGCGGGCGGGGGCAUUGUUCCCUGAAGACAUAGAGCUCUCCUCUGGGCCGCUGGGGUGCUAAAGCCGGAUUGGGCUGAAGCAGGGAGAACCCGCUGCGUGCCCCUGCCACCCCGAAGACCUUCUGUGGCUCCCACGGCAGGAACAGCUGGUCUGGCUGGCUGCAGUGCUCGACAGAGGGCUGGGGCGAUUGGUGUGUGCCCAGCCCGGCCAGGCAGAAGCGGCUGGACAGGUGGGCGGUUCCGAGCCCCGGCUUCCCAGGUGCAUGGGAGGCCUGGCCGAGGUACUGCACUUAGACCAAAAUAAACAGCCACCACGGUUGGCAGGUCUCUCCAUCCAGGGACCACCUGGGCCUCCCUCUGAGCAUGUUCAGGCCCAGCCACUCUGGCUGACAAGCUCAGACAGGGUCUCUAUCCUGGCACCGUAGACAUUUGGGGCUGUCUUGCCGCCCGCUGGGUGCAGGCUGUGAGCCACAUUCUGGCUGGUGGCGGGGCUGCAGGAUCUGCAUUGCCACCCAACCCCCAAGUGCUGCUGAUGCUACUGGCCUGGGGACACGUUUGAGAUCCAUUGCCCGACUCCGGGUCUGUCUCUCCCAGCACUGCUGACACCAGACUCUCGGGCACUGUGUGUGUGUGUGUGGGGGGGAUGCUGAGCCGCAUUCCUGGCCCCCGCCCACAUGAUGCCAGGAGCACCCCAGCCAUGGCCACCACAAGUGUCCGCCGACAAAUAUCCCAGAGUCCCCCGAGGGUGAGGCCCACUGCCCAAGGAUGCAUGGCAGCUUGCCUAGUGAGGGGAGACAGAUGACAUAUCAGCGUGAAAUGCAGUUAUCAGCAAUAAAUGCUGUGAAGACAGAAAAAGCAAAGUGAAGGGAGAGAGAUAAGAAAAAUGCAAAUGAUUUUAGCAACGUGGUCAGGGAGGAAAUCCCUGGGGGCCACACUGGAGUCCCAAGAAGAUGGGGAAAGAGCUUUUCCAGGGGAGGGAUGGGGGACAGACAGCCUGUGCAAAGGCCGUGAGUCUUUCUGUGAGUCAUGGUCCUUUUUUUUCCUGACUGCCCACAGCCGCUGUGGCAGUCUGUAAAACACCCAAGCAUCAUGGGGCUUUAUCCUGCCCGUGGCGAAGACUCGGGGGAGCCCCUCUCCUCAAGAGGUAACGGUAACAGCAGCAGCACCCUGUAUUUUGGGAGGAGCCCCGGGCUGCCUCCAUUUGGCCCAGCAGGUGGCUUCGGCGAAGAGCCUGCGUCUUUCACUCAGGGCUGGGGUCCAGCUCUGCAGAGGCUGACUGGCAGAAUUCCGGCUUGGGAAUGCCAGCCUAUUCAUUUUCCAAGGCAAACUGGGUUUGGACAAAUGAUUUUCUUAUUUUCGAAUGUUGACGCCAAACUUAAACAAAAAACCUUGGGGACCAAACUGCAUCUGCUAGAGACCAUGACACUUGGUC